UCCAGCUCUGCGUCCACCGAAGAGACUUCCUGCAGCCUCUUGUGUCUUUGUAUCCGCAGGCGUGAACAUGGAGUCCUGCGGCACAGAUGAAACGAUACAAACGCACAAUCUACAAAUCAAAGGUACAGGUGUUUCAUGCAACAUGGAGUAUAAACUGAUCAUGGCUGUGUCCGGAUUCCCGAGUCUGUACGACACGAACUCUCUGACCUACCGGGACCUGAACAUGAGGAGCGACGCGUGGCGGCAGGUCGCGGAGAUAGUCGGUGUUCCCGAGUCUGAAUGCAGACGGAAGUGGAAGAUGCUGAGGGACCAACACCGGCGGGAAAGGCAGCGGGAGAAAGAGAGGCGUGAGAGUGGCGUGGGGCUUUUUAACUACAGACCGUGGAGAUAUUCGGCUAUUUUGUCCUUUUUGAACCCCUUCAUUGACGCCAGAGCAGCGGGCACCAACGGCUGGGCUCUGAACCCGCAGCCCUCUCAGUACCAGGUGUCUGAAAUGGUGGGCUGCAGCACGACCAGCGAAACACGGAGCGACGACGACGAGAAUUACGGCAUCGCUGUAGCAGAUGCUACAACAACAACACUAUCAUCUUCAUCCUCCUCCUCAGAGUUUGUUCAGAGGAAGCGGCCGUCUUCUGCCAACAGAGACGGCGUCCGACUUAAAGAAGCAAAGACCGAGUUGACCGAGGUGACCUCAGAGGCCGCAGCUACAGACGACGGCGUUCAAAUGCAACAAGUCCAGCAGGUUAACAUGAGGGAGCUGUUUGAGAUGAUGAUGCAGUCAGUUACCUCUCUGGCUUCGUCCUUAGCUUCCUCGCACACUCCCUCGCAGCUCUCUGAUCAGCUGAUGCCUCCUGCGCCGUCGUCCCCGGCAGUCCUGCGACCUGAUCUGCAGCAUCUGCAUCACCUUCAGACGCACCACGGCCCGCCGCCGUCCUGCUCGGCGUCCAGGCCGAGCCACCUGAAAACAGAAGAGCAGGAAGCGGUGGUGGCGGAGCUGUCCGACCUAACUGACGGCGAGGAGGAGUGCCCGGCCGCGUCUCCCAGGCCGACCCGAGCCAAGAGGAAGAGAAGCGACGGUCUGCUGGAGGAGUUCCUGAGGAGGAUGGAGGCCCGGGAGGCUCAGAGAGACCGUGACGUGGAUCAGAGAGACGACGUCACCCUGUUUUUACUCAGCCUGGCUCCCGCCAUGAGAAGACUUCCUGCAGAGAAACAGUCGUGGGUCAGAACCAAGAUACAGCAGUUUGUGCACGAGGCGGAGUUUGGUGCUACGAGUUUUCCCAAAUCCGAAAACAUUUUUAUUGAAUGAAUCCAGGACGGAUCCCAGUGGACUCCAAUAAUAAUUUAAUUCCCCCACAUUUUAUCCUCCAUUUUUAGAAUACUGUUGCUGAACGUGUCCUUUCUCACGUUUUUGUGCUGUUUUUAAUAAAAUCUUGUAACAGUAA
Messenger RNA from Micropterus dolomieu (smallmouth bass), 1442 nucleotides. RefSeq lists its product as uncharacterized. NCBI's taxonomy places the organism in Eukaryota, Metazoa, Chordata, Actinopteri, Centrarchiformes, Centrarchidae. The record is from RefSeq and is a predicted model, not a curated record. The transcript is spliced from 5 exons. Bases 68 to 1306 code for a protein of 412 amino acids. Gene Ontology annotation, cellular component: nucleus; transcription regulator complex. Gene Ontology annotation, biological process: regulation of transcription by RNA polymerase II. Gene Ontology annotation, molecular function: DNA binding.